AUGGUUACCACAACGAUGGACGAGAAGCACGGAGUUGAAAAGAACGAGGUACUCUACCAAGUCGAGACCAACGACUCGGAGAAGGCAGAGGCAGAGAAGCGCAAGGCCCUCAGAAUCGACUACUCGGGUGCCCACGAGAAGACAGAUCCUGCGGAAAUUGCACUCGUGAAGAAGCUGGACUGGUACAUUAUGCCCACGCUCUGGCUUAUGUACUGGCUCAAUUAUCUCGAUCGCAAUGCCAUCGCCCUCGCACGCAUCAACUCGCUCGAAGAAGACACAAAACUCACGGGCUCCCAAUACCAGACAUGCGUGUCUAUCCUCUUCGUCGGUUACAUCCUCGGUCAAGUCCCAUCAAACAUGUUGAUCACGAGAUUGCGCCCGUCGUACUACAUGUCGUCGUGCAUGUUCCUGUGGGCUGUUGUAUCGGGUCUGACUGCCAUGUCCACAAACUUCACUGGUCUCUUCCUGACCCGAUUCUUCCUUGGUGUUGUUGAGGCCCCUUACUACCCAGGAGCGUUGUACAUCCUUGGUAUCUUCUACACUCGAAAGGAGCUAGCCACCCGCAUCUCUAUCCUCUACACUGGCAACAUCCUGGCUACAGCCUUUGCAGGCCUGAUCGCCCUUGGCAUUUUCGAGAUGGACGGCAUGGCUGGCCUCGCAGGAUGGAAAUGGCUGUUCAUCAUUCAAGGAGCUGUAACCGGGCUGGUCGCUAUUGGCUCCGCUUUCAUCCUUCCAGAUGACCCACUCGUCACUAAGUGGCUCACUCCUGAGGAGCGUCUGCUCGCCAACAGCCGUGUGCAAGGCGACCAGGUCGGCGCGAAAGAAGCUGUCUCUGUCUGGGCUGGUCUCAAGACUGCUGCCUCCGAUCCCAAGCUCUGGCUCUUCGCUUUCAUGCAACACAUGCACUUGGCUGCCAACGGUUUCAAGAACUUCUUCCCUACCGCAGUCGAGACUCUCGGAUUUGACCAGAAGAUCACGCUCACUCUCACUUGCCCUCCAUACCUGAUCGCUGGUGGCAUCUCAAUCUGGUGGUCUUACAAUUCAGGCAAAUUCAACGAGCGAACAUGGCACAUUACUGUCGCGAAGGCAGUGGCCAUCUUCGGUUUCGUACUCUGUGCGGCGACGCUGAACACCGGUGCGCGCUACUUCGGAAUGGUUGUCUUCGCCAUCGGCACAUACGCAGUGAAUUCGAUCAUUUUGGGCUGGGUAUCUGCCACUUGCGGACAAACGAAAGAGAAGAAGGCCUCUGCACUUGCCAUUGUCAACACCAUUGCCAACGCAUCUUUCGUCUGGACUCCAUACCUAUGGCCAUCCUCAGACGAGCCACGCUACGCAAUUGCCAUGGGUGCAUCAGCUGGCUUCUCUAUGCUCUGCGCUGGCGCUGCUUGGGUCAUGCGCAUUUGGCUGCAACGCACCAACAGGAAGAUUCGACAAACGAACGAUGAAUCGAUUCUGGCGUACGCGUAUUGAUCGCGACGCAUAGCAGAACAUCUACUGCAUGAUUGAUGAUUGUCUUUUACGAUACCAUAGCAUAUGAGAUGCAUUGUUUAUGAGUAGCAUGAAUGCAUAGCCAGAGAGCUACUGAAAUAUAUGAUCUACCAG
This is a messenger RNA of Cercospora beticola, 1602 nucleotides long. RefSeq lists its product as uncharacterized. The record is from RefSeq and is a predicted model, not a curated record. Gene Ontology annotation, biological process: transmembrane transport. Gene Ontology annotation, molecular function: transmembrane transporter activity. Lineage: Eukaryota; Fungi; Ascomycota; Dothideomycetes; Mycosphaerellales; Mycosphaerellaceae. Gene Ontology annotation, cellular component: membrane.